Bombus huntii is the source of this 9559-nucleotide messenger RNA. RefSeq names its product epidermal growth factor receptor (gene Egfr). NCBI's taxonomy places the organism in Eukaryota, Metazoa, Arthropoda, Insecta, Hymenoptera, Apidae. The transcript is spliced from 12 exons. Gene Ontology annotation, cellular component: basal plasma membrane; signaling receptor complex. The record is from RefSeq and is a predicted model, not a curated record. The coding region runs from base 2677 to 7038 and encodes 1453 amino acids. Gene Ontology annotation, biological process: positive regulation of cell population proliferation; multicellular organism development; positive regulation of kinase activity. Gene Ontology annotation, molecular function: transmembrane receptor protein tyrosine kinase activity; ATP binding.
UAAGCGACAACGUUCAUCUGCUUAAAAUAAAAAAAAUACAAGGUUACAAGGUCUGAGAAUCGACCAAACCGUAUAACCGCGAUGACCCAAUGACAAAAACGAAGCUUAGGCUAGUUCUAUACAGAGAUGUACGUGACUAGGUCUCUCUUGCAUAGUAAUUUAUUACGUAAUAAUAGUAGCGGACAGGGACAAGUUAAAUCAAAGUCGUAGAUUAUAAGCGACUUGUUUAUAAUCCAGUAUAUAAAAAUACCCGUCAUACAUGCGACGUGUAUCUUCAUAUGGAACUAGCCUUUCAACAACAAACGAAUAUCUAAAUUUCACAAGAGCAAUCCGAAACUGCAAAUAUAUCAUGUACUGUUUGACGACAUGCCUAAAUCACCGGUGACUGGCAUGAUUCGCGUAAAUACGUUUUACGAAGAGGCUGGCUAAUAUGAAGAGGGCACCGAGAGCGUUGGGAACGCCUCAUAGGUUAGUCGAGGAAUUACGAUGCGGUUGAACGGUACACGUGUAGACUGGGUAUGCAAGGAAGAGCCGCCUCAAUUAUCAAGCUCGUUUGUAGCAACAUUGUUUACAGCGUCUGGCUGCUACGGAGUAUUUAUCCGCGAGCUUAUACCCCGGACGCUCGGACGGUUUUACAACCCGUGCCCGGUGCAUGGACCGGCUUUUAUACCGGUACUGGUAUAAAAGCACGCGUCUACGUGCCUUCUCGAGGAAUAAUUCUUCAUUAAUUGCGAUCGCAUGCGCGGCAUUCCUCCCACUGAAACGAUGGUACGCUUAAUUCCCAGGCUAAUAUUUCAUUAGAUCGUGGUAUAGUAAUAUUGCGCGAACGGACGUUCUGUUGGCGUUCGUUGUGCAAAUAUUCGCGUCAACCUGAUCCCAAGUACAUAUAUUUCAAGCAUAAUAUCCUGGCGUAUAACGUAUUAUCAGAGACCGAAGAAUAACGAUCGGCGCGAGCCAUAAAAGUCGCCGUCUGGUUCGAGCUGCGCCGUCAUAGAGAGAAUUCGAGGCUAUUGUCUCAUAUCUGUAAACCGUAUCGAGGGAAAAAAGUGCGUCUGCCGAACGACUAGGUUCUCAGGAUCCUUAGCCAGAACCCUCUGGCCGAAGCAAAAUCCAAAGAGUCCGUGGUCGGCUGUCGUCCACGGGGAAACGUGAAACGCGGCGCAACGCGUACCCUGUCCUCGGAAUUCUCUCCUUCCCCAACCUCUCUUCGCCUCUAUCCUUCCCUACGUUGGAUUCUUUUGUUUCCCGCCGCGGUACCCCAGUCGAGAUCCUAUCUGCCGUAAAUAAUUAUCCUGAAGAACCGGCAGAUGCCGCGGCCUCGCGUUCGAAACCGCGUUCGAAAGGACCAAAGGGGGCUGAACGAGCGUGUACCCCUUGGGAUUUUCAUUUUAAUCAUUGAUCUCGGGCCAAUCGCAACGAUUCCGCGCUUCCAAAUAUUCUCGAUACUUUGAGGAUCUUCUUCGAUACACUCGAGACCGCAGAAUUCUUACGUUUGUGUUCGUUUAUGAUUCGCGAGCAAGUUGGUAUUUGUUCGAAAGCAACCCCUUAUCUGGUUCACGGACGCGAGUUUCGUUUCGAUAACGGUGAUCGGGAAUGUACAAGAUCGGUCGAAAAGUGGCAAUUUUCAGAAUUAAUCUUUUAACGGUGCAAUCUCACGGGCGGAAUCAGGUGAUUGCAGGGUAUUGUUGCUAACGCGAUUUCCUUUUUCGGUGUAAACGAACUCGAUAAGGUACGCUUUUAUGGCUCGCGCGUAAUUGACCCUCUGAUUUCGUUUUAAGGAUACGGUUCGUGAGAAGCGAUUUGUUUUAGAACGUACUAUACUUGAAGAUUGUUUCAGGUCGGCCAGAUGAUUCUGAUCGUGACAGUGAGAUUCGAUACUAUUAAAAGAUACUGUUACGAAUCUCAACGUUUACAAGUAUUUUACAGCUUUACUCGUUUUUGUCGAAAAUUAUUUCCAUCUCUAUAAAGCGAAGAAUUUUUCAGAGAAACGUAAAUUUGGCAUUUGGGCGAAAGUUAAAGACACCUAUCCUACGUGUUAAUUUCUUUAAAGCGUAUAAAUUAUUUUAUAAUAGAGUAAAUGUAAAUAAAUAUAAAAUUGAGAUUAUAAGUUUCUUAUAAGCAGACGACGUAAUUCCAGAACCGUUGCUCCGAGGUCUGGUUGUCCUCGAUCGGCUAAACAAAUUACACGUUAAACGACGUGCCCUGUCUCGCGCAUUCGUGGCAGCCCGAGUCUAAUGUCACCCUGAGGGAGCAAUUUUCAGGCGUUUUACUCGCGACACACGUUCCACGCCUCUGGCCCUAUUGUCUAUCCAUACGCGACCAACGCGCAAUUUAUCCUCGAGGACACUGUCACGAUCAGAAGAAAGGAAACCCAGCCUGUCCUUUUUCGUACGGCCGCGAAUUGAAUUGCAUGAAUCUACCAAACACCAACGAGGAAAUUUUGAAGAGGACGAAGAUGAACGACGCAACAGAUACCGACGUGAAAAGGUCCCGUGACACAAACCAUGCAAGUAACACGGUGAAGAGACAGCGAUGGCAGCAGCGGAAACGCUUCUUCGAGACUCUUCCUAUAUUCUCCUUGUUCGUGACAGUCGAAGAGAGCACGAAGAAGUGGGAAUCAUUGUCGAGAUCACCUUGGCAAGGUCCAUGGGUUCGUAAAGGGCAUGAAAGCUCAUCAUGUUUGAAUACCGACACGGGCCACGAACGCUGUCGACCUGCAACCUCCUCGGCGUGACUUUUCUUCUAGUGAUCGUCGCCGGUAGCUACAAUGUGUCAGCGGAUCUCAGCUCCGAAUUUGUCAAAGGAAAAAUUUGCAUUGGAACCAAUGGCCGCCUCUCCGUUCCAUCCAACAAGCAACAUCACUAUCGGAAUCUUCGAGACCGGUACACCAACUGUACUUACGUCGACGGCAACCUGGAGAUCACAUGGCUCCAGAACGAGACUUUCGACCUCAGCUUUCUCCAGUAUAUACGGGAGGUCACCGGUUACGUGCUCAUCAGCCACGUGGACGUCAAAAAGGUCGUUCUGCCGCGAUUGCAGAUCAUACGGGGCAGAACUCUCUUCAAGCUUACCAUUCAUGACACCGAGUUCGCCCUAUUCGUCACGAUGUGUCAGAUGCAGAACUUGGAGAUGCCGGCUCUCAGAGAUAUCCUCAAUGGCAGCGUGGGCAUAUACAACAACUACAACCUGUGCCACAUCCAAAAGAUCAACUGGGAAGAAAUAAUCACCGGUCCGAGUGCAACGUACUCCUACGUGUACAAUUUCACGUCGCCAGAACGCGCCUGUCCGCCAUGCGAUAAGAGCUGCGAGCAAGGCUGUUGGGGCGAGGGGCCUGAGAACUGUCAGAAGUAUUCCAAGACAAACUGUUCGCCUCAGUGUUGGCAGGGCAGGUGCUUCGGGCCCAAUCCGCGGGAGUGUUGCCAUCUUUUUUGCGCUGGUGGCUGCACAGGCCCGAAACAGAGCGACUGCAUCGCCUGCAAGAACUUCUUCGACGACGGUGUAUGCACCCAGGAAUGUCCGCCCAUGCAAAAGUACAAUCCUACGACGUACUCGUGGGAGGCUAAUCCUGACGGGAAGUACGCGUAUGGUGCAACCUGCGUGAGAAGGUGUCCAGAACACCUUCUGAAAGACAACGGAGCUUGCGUAAGAUCUUGUCCGCCGAAGAAGAAGGCGUUGAACGGAGAAUGCGUUCCCUGCGACGGACCUUGCCCAAAAACCUGCAAAGGCGUGGAGAAAGUACAUUCCGGGAAUAUCGACAGUUUCAAGGACUGCACCAUCAUCGAAGGAUCGAUCACGAUUCUGGACCAAAGCUUUCAAGGAUUCCAACACGUGUAUUCGAAUUUCAGUUUCGGCAAGCGUUACGAAAAAAUGCAUCCGGACAAGUUGGAAGUGUUCAGCACGUUGAAGGAGAUCACAGGGUUUUUAAAUAUCCAAGGGGACCACAAGGAUUUCGAGAAUUUAUCGUACUUCCGGAAUCUGGAGGUGAUAGGUGGAAGAACCUUGACGGAAUACUUUGCAUCACUGUACGUGGUGAAAACGUCAUUGGUCUCGUUCGGACUCAGCUCUCUCAAGAAGAUCUAUUCCGGAUCGAUAGCGAUAUUGGAAAACAAGAAUCUGUGUUACGCGCAAAGUAUCAAUUGGACUAGAAUCAAAAAAUCAUCGGAGCAUGAGAGCCUGUUAUCGAACAAUCGGAACGAAAGCGAAUGCAUAAAAGAUGGACUAAUAUGCGACGAGCAAUGUUCCGACGAAGGUUGUUGGGGGCCCGGUCCGGCACAGUGUUUAUCCUGUAAGAACUUCAUUCUAGGAAACGAUUGCAUUCAAGACUGCACCGCGCCAGGAAUUUAUCGAGCGGAUGAGAAGACCUGCAAGGUGUGUCACGAGGAGUGCGAUGGCUCUUGCACAGGACCGAAUGCCGAGCACUGUAAGAAAUGCAAACACGCCCGAGAUGGACCGUACUGCGUGCCAGAGUGCCCAUCCUCGAAGUAUUAUGACAACGGUCUGUGCAAAAGUUGUCACGAAAACUGUGUGGGUGGUUGCGACGGCCCUGAAAACAACAUAGGCCCUAAUGGAUGCCACAGCUGCGAUAAGGCGAUCAUAAACGGCAAUUGUCUGCAGAAAAAGGAACCCUGUCCUGACGGGUAUUACUACGAGUGGGUGAGUCCUCAAGAGCAAGGACCACUGAAACCACUUGCAGGCAAGGCUGUUUGUCGCAAAUGUCACUCUCGCUGCAAGAAGUGCACGGGAUACGGUUUCCACGAGCACGUGUGCCAAGAAUGUACAAAGUAUAAGAGGGGUGAACAGUGCGAAGACGAGUGUCCCGCGGAUCAUUUCACGGAUGCCGAUACUCAACUUUGUAUACCAUGCUACAGCGAAUGUCGAGGAUGUUUUGGACCGGGCCCAAAUCAAUGUUACAAAUGUCGAAACUACAAGAUCUACAUUGACGGAGAUACAGACGGAAACACCACGUCUUUCAACUGCACGGAAACCUGUACUCCCGAAUAUCCGCACAAGAUCUUCAAUCCAGACAGUGAACCGUACUGUUCACUGGAAACUGUGGGUUUAGUAGAAAACGAACUUCAACCAGCUAUCCUAGCAGGCGUUGCGAUAUUCGCUCUAGUGUUCCUCAUAAUAGCGGCCAUAAUCAUGUACUUCUGGCGUGUACGAGCAAAAGCCAAAGAAAACACUGUGAAAAUGACAAUGGCUCUGACCGGCUUGGACGACAACGAACCUCUUCGUCCAACUGGCGUGAAACCAAAUCUAGCGAAAUUACGUAUCAUCAAAGAAGAAGAGAUGAGAAAAGGUGGAAUUCUAGGUUACGGUGCUUUCGGUAACGUUUAUAAAGGAGUUUGGGUGCCAGAAGGGGAGAACGUGAAGAUUCCAGUGGCUAUAAAAGUCUUGCAAGGUAAUGGUACAGGAGCGAAUACCUCGAAGGAAUUCCUCGACGAGGCUUACAUCAUGGCUAGCGUGGAGCAUCCGAAUCUACUUCAGUUGCUAGCUGUUUGCAUGACGUCGCAAAUGAUGCUAGUGACCCAAUUGAUGCCUUUAGGCUGUUUGCUCGAUUUCGUGCGCAGAUUUAAAGACAAAAUUGGCUCGAAAGCGUUGCUAAAUUGGUGCACCCAGAUUGCCAGAGGGAUGGCUUAUUUGGAAGAAAGAAGAUUGGUUCAUCGAGACCUUGCGGCUCGCAACGUUCUUGUGCAAACGCCUAACUGUGUCAAGAUUACCGAUUUCGGAUUAGCCAAGCUAUUGGACAUCAACGAAGAACAAUAUAAAGCUGCCGGUGGAAAGAUGCCGAUCAAGUGGCUGGCCUUGGAAUGCAUUCAACAUCGAGUUUUCACUCAUAAAUCGGAUGUUUGGGCUUUCGGCGUGACCAUUUGGGAGGUUCUUACCUAUGGCGGGAGACCCUAUGAGAAUGUGCCUGCCCGAAACGUGCCAGAAUUAUUGGAAAAAGGCGAAAGGUUACCUCAACCGGCCAUAUGUACGAUCGACGUGUAUAUGAUUAUGAUUAAAUGUUGGAUGUUAGACGCUGAGUCAAGGCCUAGCUUCAAAGAACUGGCGGAAGACUUUGCGAAGAUGUCUAGAGAUCCUGGCCGAUAUCUUGCUAUCAAGGGCGACAAAUACAUGAGGCUACCUUCGUAUACACUGCAGGACGAAAAGGAGAUGAUACGAAAUCUUGCAUCAGCCAUGGACGGUCCUGAAGCCUUGGUAGACGCUGAUGAGUAUCUACAACCGAAAUCAAGGGCUCCCAUCCCACCAGGACUUUCAGCAUCCAGUACUUCCGGCUCUCCGCCAAAUACACCCAUGAAAGCUUGCUGGCCCAAUGGAAAACCCCUAGCCACCGAUUCACCCACGCCUCAGAACCAACAAAACUUAGACAGAGAGUUGUUAAGGUAUGGCGCUAAUCACAGAAACGGAAAUAUAUCGCACGAACCAGGAAACUCCGGUCAACACGGGCAUUACGCGCCUGCGAAUGGUCAUUGCGGACACAUCGUGGGCACGGACACUACUAGUUCGAGAUAUUGCUCGGACCCGUUGAAGAUGAUCGUUGUGAGAGAUUGCGAUGUGACAGACGACUGUUUCGACGGUGAAAUAAAUUCUGCGCAUCAGCAGGCUCAAGUAGGUAAUCUCAAGCUCGACUUGCCAUUAGACGAAGAUGAUUAUUUGAUGCCAUCGCCGCAAUUGCCAACGAAUACAACGCAAUACAUGGAUCUCAUAGGUGACUCCAAACCUACGGAAAUGGAACCAAAGCGAGUCAACAACGGUUACCGAAAGUAUCCUGAAUUUCUAACUAUUCAAGGGAAAACGUCGUUAGAUAAUCCCGAGUAUAUAAUGUCCCAAGACGAAGGACCAUUAACCCCGCAAACUUUAGGUAUUCCGACGCCUGAUCUGGAAAAGGUUCUAACGAACGGAACAUUUGGUUCUCAAGUGAGACAAAGGAGUUCGGAAGAAGAAUCUGACCACGAAUACUACAACGAUUUCGAUCGCCUGGAACGGGAAUUGCAGCCGCUAAAACCCCUUAGGAAGAACGAGACGACCGUUUGAUUCCUAAAACUUACAUCGAAUAAGGACUGUUCCGUUAAGGUUCCAAGUUAGAAUCGGAAAGCCGGUGUCAUUCGAUCGUCCGUUGAUCUCAAACGCAACGGGUGAUAGCAUGAACAUAGAAUGGCGGACGAGCCCGGCUCCUCGUAUUCGAGGAAACUACACAGUGUACUUAGAAAAGACACUUCGCUGGAAAGUGCCGUGUUUGAUUGUGAUUAGACGUAAAACGUGUGAAACUGUGCUAAUUUUCCUUCUUAACGAGUUGACUGUCGCGAACGAAUAAAAUAUAUGUCUCGCGCCUUAUAAACUGUAAAAUCGUUGUUGAGCGCGUGUACGAUAAACAAGUAGUGCAAAGUUAAUCUUAAUGUGCCAUUCACGGUGGCUUGUAAAUAAAGAAAAAAAAGUACUGUCUACCAUUUCUACAAGGCUACUAAAAGUUUAGGGAAACGACGUGCAGUAAAUGGCAUAAACAAUUGUUACUUUCCUAUCUCCGUCUUCGAUUUCUAACGCUAUCUUUGAUGGCUCACUUUGAUGGCUAACUUUGAUGGCUCACUUUGAUGGCUCACUUUGAUGGUUCAUCGUGUUCUUUUAUUUUGUUGACUCGUUUUACGCAUGUUUGUUAGAAACUUUUAUAUUAAAAUGUCGAAGCACAGAGGAUUAUAUGAAAGCGCGAAGGUGGACACGUAUCUUUCAAAAUUACCCGCUACUCUUGUCUUUUAUUCCCUAAAACUGGAAUUGUGCGUGUAAAUUCAAUUGGAUCUCUAUUUUAUGCGAUCGAGCACGUAUCAUAAGAUGCACAUCGGGGCCGUUCAGAAAUUCGAGACACGUAACGAAUAUUCAGAUCGCCUCGUGGCGCGGAACAUCUGUGCGGUUCGCCCCUUGACUGUGAUAAAAAACGUUCUGUUAUUACUCGAGGACACUUAAAAGGAACAUCUCAAUCGUUUAUCGAUCUAUCUUUGCUUCCCUUCUUCUUACAUAUCGCAGUAAGCUACGACAGUACAACGAAUUGUCCUAAUUUACUGCUUAAAUGGUAAUAAGUUUCCGAGUUGCAAGCGAAGAUCGACCGGAAUCCAGGGAUUCGUUGAGGUAAAAUCGAACGAAACACUUGAGAAGACAACGAAGGAAGAUUUAGACGCUUGCCGUUUCCUAGGAUUCUUGUCUCGCGGCUCUACUUAAAUGUUUAACGAUGCCCUAUAUUUUUUUAUGCCAUCGCCUUUUGUACAUGGGACCAAUGAAAUUGGCCUCGGCCAGAGCGCACGGAAGUAUCUCGUUUUUUUAUGUAGGAACGCGUCUGUGUAAAUAGAUUAGUGGUUAGCGCGUAAGAUAUUCUACAUACGUAGAAAACGGAAAGUACUUGAGUAAACUAAGUAAUCUGUAUCUGUUUUUCUUUUCGAGUAUAAAACGGACGAAAAAAGAAACGGACGUAGACGAAAUAACUAAAAGCGCAGCGCCGGUAUGCGAAUUAUACGGGGUUACGCUGUGCCGCGUAAUCAUAGGAUUAGGACGUGCCAUGUUAUGUACAGGGAACGCGAGAGAGAAAAAAAGAAAUAAAAAAUGAUGAACACGUUUCAUUGACAGGAAAUUCGUGUUAAAUCAAAAUUUUAAAAAUCGGAAAAUGAAUGAUUCGAGGCAAUGCGUUCGUUUAGCAGGAAAAGCGUGUAUGAAUGUGUACGAGACCCCGAUCUCAUUCGUGACGAUACGAGUAAUAAAAUGAAAUUUGUAACGAGUUUCUGUAAUGAAAUGGGACCGAGUUUCAGAAAUAAAAAUUGUCUAAUCUAAUAUACGACAUGUUUUUCACAACAAUACAAUUGCACGAAUUUGUAUCCUCGUUACACACGAAAUGCGUGCCUUUACCCUUAAGAAUGAUAAGCCAAUACGUAUCGUGUACAUUGCGUUAAUCGUUAUUAAUGGUUACGUUAUUGAUUUCUCAUCUGUAAUAUAUUAUAUGUGUAAUGAUUGCGUUGCCGAGCAGAUCAACGUGUACCUUGAGAAACGUGUACACGUCCAUUUUCGAUACUCCCGUCGGAAAAAAAGGAAAAAUGAGAAAACGUGUUUCUCCAUAUGCUUCUACCCAUAUUGUUCCCGUCUCUAUGAUUCCGUGUAAAACAAGUGUGAAUUUGAAAUUGUACAAUACCGUUCGAUAACCGGGAUAAAAUAGCUGCGAGAAAUUGCAUUUGCCAUUCGGUUGUGGACAUAGAACUUAUAAAAGUUUAUAAUAUCAUUAUAUAUCGUAAAGAAAUUAUUGUAAUAAAGAACCAUCAUCAUUCUUACGAAACCUGACGAUUUGUUCUCUUUCUUCAUCCCGUUUGACAAUGAUACUGUCUCAAAAAAACAAUGAAAAUGUUUUCAAAUAAGACACGUGUAACUGUAUUUUUAUCUUUUGUGUUCUUAUAUUGUUAUAUGUUUAGCAAAUUAAUUAUCUUAAUUAAUUAUUUAUUUGUCCAUCAACAAGGAAACACGGAUUCUGCUAUGUGAUAAGCGCUUUUAUGAUUCGACAUAAAUAAACGGAAGUGUAUAUCGUCGA